ACUACAAACUGCAUGCACCCAAAAACUGUCAGCAGGAGGAAGUGACAAUCUCAAGAGAGUAUGAGCAGCAGAAAACAUUCAGCACCUGGAACAUGGUCCUUAUGAACUGAAGGGGACCGAGUUUCCUCUAUGAGAAAUAAUAAUGGAGAAUGGAAAUCAAAGCCAAACCACUACUCCGUACAUCUGGCAGUUUGAAGAAUAUGGAAUUACCGCACUUAUAUAUUACAGCAUUGUGCUGCCUGUCGGACUAUUUGUUAAUAUCACAGCAUUGUGGGUCUUUAGUUGCACGACUAAGAAAAGGACAACUGUAACAGUGUACAUGAUGAAUGUGGCGCUGCUAGAUCUGAUGUUUCUCUUGUUUGUCCCCUUCCGUAUAAUAUACUAUGCCAAACAAUCCUGGCCCUUUGGAGAUAUAUUCUGUCGGAUUAUGGGUGCAAUCACUGUUUUUUACCCCAGUGUCACAUUGUGGUUGCUUGCCUUUAUAAGUGCUGAUCGAUACAUGGCUAUUGUGCAGCCUAAGCACAUCAAAGAACUUAAGAACAUUUCUAAAGCUAUGACAGCAUGCUUCGGGAUUUGGAUAAUGACCAUUGUUAGCACAACUCCUUUGCUUUUUGUAUUCGAGGACCCUGAUAAAGAAUUUAAUUUUACUACUUGUUUUAAGCUGUUAGACAUUGUCCACCUCAAACAAAACAGCAUAUUGAACUUUGCUCGCCUAAUUUUCUUUUUCCUGAUACCUUUGCUGAUUAUGAUAGGGUGUUAUAGUAUCAUCAUUUACAGUCUUAUCAGUGGCAGGACGUCUCGGCUGAAGCCUAAAGCAAAGAAGAAGUCAAUCCGGAUCAUAGUGACUCUAAUUGUGCAAGUUCUGGUGUGCUUUGUGCCUUUUCAUGUCUGCUUUCUAUUAUUAAUGAUCCAGACACAACAAGAAUACUAUAUUGCAUGGGUAAAGGUGUCCACCUUCCUGAUGAACCUCAGUACAUGCCUGGAUGUUAUCUUAUAUUACAUUGUCUCCAAGCAGUUCCAGGCUAGAGUCAUUAGUGUUAUUUGGUACAGAAACUAUCUACGCAGUGUACGACGGAAGAGCAUGAGAGCUGGUAGUAUCCGCUCUUUGAGCAAUGUCAACAGUGAGAUGGUGUGAUCAAUGUUUUUGCUCGUAUAUGAAAUAAAUUUACUUUGUAUAUUUCUUUUAACCCAAGGAUGCAUCAAUUUUUUAAAUGAC
Messenger RNA from Hyla sarda, 1216 nucleotides. RefSeq names its product G protein-coupled receptor 18 (gene GPR18). Bases 143 to 1135 code for a protein of 330 amino acids. The transcript is spliced from 2 exons. Gene Ontology annotation, cellular component: membrane. Gene Ontology annotation, molecular function: G protein-coupled receptor activity. Gene Ontology annotation, biological process: positive regulation of Rho protein signal transduction; phospholipase C-activating G protein-coupled receptor signaling pathway. The record is from RefSeq and is a predicted model, not a curated record. Lineage: Eukaryota; Metazoa; Chordata; Amphibia; Anura; Hylidae.